Messenger RNA from Aspergillus vadensis CBS 113365, 878 nucleotides. RefSeq lists its product as uncharacterized. The record is from RefSeq and is a predicted model, not a curated record. NCBI's taxonomy places the organism in Eukaryota, Fungi, Ascomycota, Eurotiomycetes, Eurotiales, Aspergillaceae. The coding region runs from base 392 to 706 and encodes 104 amino acids. The transcript has a single exon.
GUUCCUGAUAAGAUGGUGGCAAAAAGAUUUUCUUUCCCCCUCCCCAAUGCCAUUCACUAGGCGAUGUGACCUCCUGCGAGCGGAUAAUUGCUAUGUUCUAUAGGCUAGUGGCUACACCAUCACGGGGAUACGGACUGGGCAACUUUUAGUGCUUGGUGACCUAUCCGCUUAGUAGUGCGCGUCCAACCAUUUAGUAUCUAGUCGAAUCCUCAAGGAGAAACCCAAACGAGCGAAUGUGUCAUUGACUUAACACACACCGCAGAGGAAACAGACGUUUCGAAAGUUUAAGGGUAGUCAAUUCUACCGUCAGUGGUCGAUCUGUCAUUCUUUUCCUCAAGCUGUGGAAGAACGAAAAAAUUUCCCAUGGCGGGACGCUUCCUUCGUCCCGUCAAUGUGGUUCAGAUCGUCCUCAAUCCAGGAGGGACGUGGAGGACUUACUAGCAGCAAACUAAGCAACUGGAUCUGGGCCGUGGCCGCCAGUUCCGAACACCCAUCGCUCAAGUCGCCGACCUCAUGGGUCCUUUUGACGAUCUUAGCUCAGCUCCACUCCCUAACAUCACCCCUUUCAGAAACGUGCAUUUUCCAGCGAUCGGAACGAUUGGUCAGUAACUCACGACGAGCAAAUGAAGCGUCAUGGGCCGACGACCCUCUUCGAUCCAAUCAGACUUCCGAGAUUGUCCCAGACGGGAAGACGAUUCUCAUUUAGGGCGUCGGGCGAGGACAAUCAUCUUGCCUAAACUGGACGAACACGGGACUAGGGUUUUCGAUAUAGACAGAGCCGCACAUAUUUUUCACCCUCCACCCGAGAGAGAAGGAGAGAAGGUGUGUGGACGGGCAAUAUACGACUCUGCUAUAAUGGGGAAUAUUAUAGAUUUCGA